Molecule: messenger RNA, 1448 nt
Organism: Halichondria panicea
Lineage: Eukaryota; Metazoa; Porifera; Demospongiae; Suberitida; Halichondriidae
Exons: 1
Coding region: 67-1392 (441 amino acids)
Cellular component (GO): cytoplasm
Molecular function (GO): glycosyltransferase activity
Source: RefSeq, a predicted model, not a curated record
UUCCAUAGGCUUUAUAUAGGAUAUUGCUAGCAUGCUUAGGAGUACAAGACAGUAACAUUUCUAGUCAUGUCUAGCUCACUGUUCAGGUACAAACAGAUUUGGAUUUUAUUAGUAUUGUUCAUCUUGACUGUUAGUCUAGUCUGGUACAGUAGAUCUAGUUUUCAGAAAGAAAAACACAUCGUUCAGUUUGAUUCGGCAAUGGAUCGGAAAGACCUGACAAAAAGUUCAACAGAAGUGGAAGUCGAAAAAACUACAGGUUUAUACGAUGGACCCGUCACUGAAUCUAUUGAAAAGCCGUCUAAGAACACACCACCAAUGGUAGAUUUUGUUGUUCGCUCAGCGUACAUCGACACACGAGCAAGGGAUGGUUACAAAAACUCUACAGUGAUAUUUGCUGAGGUCUCUAAUGAUGUACGUAAGUUUGGGCUAUUUGUAGGCUGUGGUGUGGACACUAUUGAUGCCAAGAAAUACAAAGUUGAAUCUCUUUACUUCAACUGGAUUUGGAAGAACAAGGGAUAUCUGACACAUGAGGAAAUAAUGAUAACUUGCUAUGAUCUUGAAGCUCAUAAAGAUAGCAUGGCUUUCGUUACUUAUCAUCCAGCUCCAAACUCAACUAAAAUAUCUACAAGCACUGUUAAAAUUACAUACUCGCCAAAAAGAAACGACAGUAAAAACAAAACGGUUGCAUGUACACUAGCCUUUGGUAAACCACUGUGGCUGAAAGAGUGGCUAUUGUAUCAAAAAACGAUUGGAGUUGAUCUGGUCCAAAUGUAUGUUGAUGACACGUUCAUGAAUGUCACUGAAAAUCCAACAAUUAUCAAAGGCUUUGUUGAAGAAGGUUUCCUUCGAGUGGAUUACCGCAAAACUUAUUUCAACGAGAGACAGAUUAACUAUGGUUCUCAACUUCUAAGCAACCACGACUGCUUGUAUCGUUACCAGGGAGUAUAUGAAUAUACACUUUUUUUUGAUCUUGAUGACUUUUUUAUUCCCCGUUUGCCAAACGAGACUUCUAUUCUUUACUAUUUGAACCGAUUCUUACCAAAAAAUAAUCAAGCAAUGGUUCAAUUUCAUUGGUACAGUCUAUUUCCAGAAUGUGGCCUAACUCAACCGAAAGAAAGUUCUAAAGAUGGCAAUGUAACACAGUUACUCAAAGUCAAAGGAUACUGGGACACCAAGAAUACAAAAUUUGCUUGUAGGCCACAUUUGACAACUCACCUUACGAUUCACGCCAUUCGUGACCAUAUCAAAGGUGCGAUAGUAGCACCUUUGCCUGAUAGCAAUAUUGCUUACGUGGGACAUUUUAGAAUAGGCAUGUACAUUGCACCAGGUUUUCCCAAAAGUAUUACGUGUGACACACUGCACACGAUAACUACAAAAUUUAGCUUUAGCUAGCACAAUAACGUCAUGUGUUAUGAUUAUUCAUUAGCUUUGUGACUAAUUUUGAGCAA